CUAGAUACUGCUAUCUCCAUCUCUUCCGAGUUUAUGCAGCCGAUAUUCUUGUUGGAAUAGUCAUUUCUACUCAUUGGGGCUACAGAGAUAUGGUUUGACACAUCAACAUGUAUUUCUUGGGAGACUACACAGAGCGUUCAAUGGGAUUGUCAUCAGCAAAUAUUGCUAACGAAGGGAUCCAAUUUUGUAUUUUUGACUCAAGAAGGGGGCAGCAUGAAGGUCAAGAGCUUGACAAGAUAUUGUUCUUUUAUCCGUCCGAGUGCCCCUACUCAUCACAGCUAUCUGUAAUUGGACUUUGUGAAGGAAUAAUUACAUUUACAAGAAUUUUUUCUCCAGAGGCUGCUUGCGAGGUCAUAGAGGCAGAAAGGCACUCACAUGUGUUCUAUGAGGCGGAGCCUGAUAUAUGGAUGAUUAUGGUUGUUGAGAAAAGUAAAUAUGCCGAAUCUGUUUGGAGAUCUGAAGCCUUGCGUGGAGUGUUAAAGGAAACACACUCCCUUUUUGUCAUGUUUCAUGGUUCUCUGAAAACUUUAAUUGAUAAACAACCAAGUGGUGAAUUUGCGCGCACUCAUUUGUAUUACUUUUUCACUGACUAUCUAACUGAUUUUACUAUUGGUAAAAAAAUUCAGUUGCCUUCCUUUCGUGAAUGCUUGAAGGAACGAGGAACUGUUCAAAUGCUUACAAUAUCAAGGGAUAUGGCAAUUGAAAUUCAGUCUUUAGUCACAGUUCUAGGUUCUCCAAGCGGUGCCAACACAAUAUACAACUCUCUCAUUUUAUUUCAAGACCUAUUAGUGUCUACAACGCUUUCUCCUGAUGACACAGCAAAUUUAUUUGCAUAUUGUGUUAUGAGGUUGAGUCCACAUGCUUUAUCCUCUCUGAGUGUGAAUUCCUGGUCCUAUAUAAGAAAGUCAAAGUCUGCGUCUAACGUUUCCACAGUCUCUGCUGUAUGUGCUGCAUUAGAUGGGUCACAUGGCACAUCUCAUGAUGCUUCUCCUGGGGAGCAACCUAGGACAGUUAAUGUACCGCGGCCUUUACAACGGGACAAAUGGUCCAAAGGAGGUGAUGGAUUUCUUGUCACUGAUGUGUGGGGUGUGGAAGUAGGUACUUCAUUGCCACGAACACCAACACUAUGGCUGCAGCAGACACAUGAGCGUACAUAUCUUUGUGUUUAUCAAUACAAGAAUCUGACAAUAGUUCUCCUCAUUCCCGUGUCUUCUUUAAUAAAUGGUGAACAAGGGAUAGCUUUGGUUAAGAAUCAACUUCUGGAAAAUGUGUCGCAAAAGAUUGUGAAUAUUGAGGAGAAAUUAUCCAGAGGAUGGGGUGGAGAAAAUGCUUAUCAUGUGAGUGGCUAUCGCUAUCUGCUGCUUGAUGGUGAUAGAAACAUUUCAAGGGCUUCUCCGCCAGCCAAAGUCACAACUCUGAGCAAGGAUUCCUUGCUUGCUCUCAACAAACUUAGAGAAGAAGUUGAUUUAGAGAAGAAAAUAACAAUGUUGGAUAACCCCGAGCACGAGAAAGAUUUUGAAGCUUGUAUUAGAGCGAAAAACAAUGCAUGGGUUAUAGCUAAGAUUUCAAGAGGUAGAGCGCUUUACAUGGCCUUAGAGAAGGCCAGUGAGACACUGAUGUUUGCUUCUGAUGCUGUAGAGAAAUUCAGCAACAGAUACUGCGAAGGAGCAUUUUCUUUGGACUGAUGAGUCUUCUUUGUGACCUGAGAAGUUUGCAUGGUAAGUUCUCUUGCUCAUGUAUGUUACUUAUUUCCUCAUAAGCAGAACCUCCAAUGUCAUGGAAUAACUCUUACACUGGAGACAAUGAUAUACCUGCAUUUACUGUAAUCUGGAGCCAAUUAUAUAUACUUGAGAAUAUUGGCUUGAUUUUAUGGAUACAACAAGUAAGCAUGUAGGGAUUAGAAGAGGCAUGUCAUAUAUUGGUAUUAUACAUUUACCAUACAACAUUUUUGUUUGUAUAAUAGUUAUCUGGGGAUAUGCUUAGUAAUAUUUUUAUGUCUUAUA
This is a messenger RNA of Dendrobium catenatum, 2003 nucleotides long. RefSeq names its product vacuolar fusion protein CCZ1 homolog. Gene Ontology annotation, cellular component: intracellular membrane-bounded organelle; Mon1-Ccz1 complex. The record is from RefSeq and is a predicted model, not a curated record. Lineage: Eukaryota; Viridiplantae; Streptophyta; Magnoliopsida; Asparagales; Orchidaceae. Gene Ontology annotation, biological process: vesicle-mediated transport.